AUGCGGCACAAGGAGCCGAACCCUCUCUCGCUCGAUGACGGUUUAUCUGCUUCAAGCAUGCUGCUGGCUCGCGGCCAUAGCUGCCGUGGCGCCUUUUCGAGUGCGUCCGACAUCCUCGCCGCCGAACAGCCGACACUGCUCGACCCGGUGCUGGCUCCGUGUCCCGCGAGUCCAUCUGGGCUGACGCUGUUCCGCGAGCGGCAUGGAUGGUGUCCGUAUUCGGAGAAGGUGUGGCUCGCGCUGGAGCUGAAGGGCCUCGCCUACAAGACCGUUCUCAUCGACAACAUGGGCGGCGGGCGGCCGGACUGGUACCGCGGGCAGACGCCGCAGAUCCAGUGGGCCGACGGUCGGACGCAGGGCGAGUCGAUGGACAUCGUCAAGGCGCUCGACGCCGAAUACCCGGCCAGCCGCCCGCUGUACCCGCCAGAAGGCGCCUCGAUGUCGAGCGUCGCACAGAUGAUCAGCGCCUUCCGCCAAUCCUUCCCGUCCAACGCGCGGCCCUCCUCCCGUGCCGCUUACCUCUUCAGCUAUAGCGGCCCACUCUCGCGAUCGGACUUUGAGAAGGCGCUCGAUGCGACCGAGAAGCUCUUGGCGCAGCACGACGAGGGGCCCUUCUUCGUCGGCCGCGAGCUCUCGGCGGCCGACGUCUCGUGGGCGCCGUUCCUCGAGCGUUACGCGGCGCAGCUGCCGUGCUUGCACGAUGGGCUGCUGCCCCGCGACGCCAGCCGAUGGCCGCGGCUCGCGGAGUGGUACGCUGCGAUGGAUGAG
Emiliania huxleyi CCMP1516 is the source of this 768-nucleotide messenger RNA. RefSeq lists its product as hypothetical. NCBI's taxonomy places the organism in Eukaryota, Haptophyta, Isochrysidales, Noelaerhabdaceae. The annotation marks the transcript as partial. The transcript is spliced from 2 exons. Gene Ontology annotation, cellular component: cytoplasm. The record is from RefSeq and is a predicted model, not a curated record.